Messenger RNA from Cynoglossus semilaevis (tongue sole), 3216 nucleotides. Its product is annotated as zona pellucida-like domain-containing protein 1. The record is from RefSeq and is a predicted model, not a curated record. Bases 1376 to 2644 code for a protein of 422 amino acids. The transcript has 10 exons. NCBI's taxonomy places the organism in Eukaryota, Metazoa, Chordata, Actinopteri, Pleuronectiformes, Cynoglossidae.
CAUGUAUUUAAGUGUUUUCUAAAUGUUUCUCAUCUUAUCAAAAAGUUCGUCUUUACUCCAGGAUUAUAAAGGAUUCUGGUUCUGGUGCCACUUCCAUCAAUAUCAUAUUCAAAUGUAACUUACUGUUAUUAUUUUGUUCAUUUUUUAAAUUUGUAUUUGACAAUUUCCCCAAUUGAAUUAUCCCAAAUUUAAAUUUUACAUUUGUUUAAUUCCUUUGGUCAUUUUUCUUUUUAUCUUCUGUUAUUUGAAGAUGACACUAUUCUACUACGUUCCGUGAACUUUAACCUCACAUACUCUGUACAGAUGAAUGCUUUAAUUUCAGUGUUUCUAUGUGUUCAACUGUGACGUUUUUACGGUACAAUGAAACCAAGAACUCUUCCAGUCAUCCGAGUGUUACAGAGGAAUAAUCAAUCCCAACCUCAACAAAAAGCAGUCAAACAUUGCACAAAAACUAACGACAGGGGGCAGUAUAGCUAUAUUACUAUUUUUACUAGUUAGACUGAAGGCUAUCGUCGUUCAAAAACAAGUUAACAUCACCCUCUGCUGGUUAACUAAUGUCAUGUAACAGACUUGAACCACCUUGUUUUAAUUGUGCCUGAGUUUGUCACAUGAUUCCUCUUCUUUUUCCCUUCUCUCCUUUCCUUUUUUCUUUUAUUAUUAUUAUUAUUAUUAGUUUGAUGUUUAGUUGUUAACUUGAUGUUGAAUCAAUGUUUAUAUGUAAAAUGACUAUUCUUUAAUCCCAUAGUGACAGUAUAUACACAUCUAUAGAUAGAUAGACAGACAGAUAGAUAGAUUAUUCUAAGAUAGAACAUUCUUAGAAGUACUAGUUUUUCGGCUGCAGCAGAGGAUAUGAGCUUCACUUUCAGACCUGUUUCCUGCAGCCUCCACAACCUCCACCUCUUCCUCAAACUCCACCUCCUGCUGAGUUCCAGCUUUUGGGUGCCAGCUCACAGACAGAGAUGAGACUGAUGCUGAGAGUCAGUGAAGCUCAGGUUUCUGACAGAUAUAAAAAGUUGAUUCCAGGUUUUUGAGAGUCCACCCACUUUCCCAUGUUCUGAGCUGCAGCAGCCUUUGUUCUGGAUAAAGAGCUACUUUAUCUUCUCCAUCUGCAGCGGUCACAGCACACUGACAUCUGCCCUCACCUUUCAGACCAAACACACGCUGAUCUUUCCCCAAAAUCCAGGUCGAAGACAGACGGGGAUCAGAACAAAGGCGUUUGGAGAGACAGAGAUGAAGAACAGAUUGAAGUGAGCAGAGUUUAAAAGCAGCUUCUGAGAGACGGUGCCUGGAGCAGUCGCAGGUUUGGAGAAGCAGCAGGAAACUUUUGAUUCUCUCCUACCUUCAACCUAGACCUGAGGCAGGGGUUUGAUGAGAGAUGACAGAAGUGGGAGCAGUCAUGAACGGACCCAGCUGGAUCCUGGUUCUCCUGACACUGAUGAAGAGUGACCUGGUUCCAGUCUCCUCUCAGUUUGGUGGAUACAACUGUGAUCCACAGCUGCACAGCAGGUUCCCUGGAGAACGUGACCUGAGUGUGUACUGUGGAGUCCAGACCAUGACCCUGAAGAUCAACUUCUGUCCAGUUCUCUUCUCUGGAUUCGCUGCAGCAGACCUGGCCCUGAACAGUCACCACACUGACACCCGGUGUCGAGGGUUCAUCAACAACAGCAGCUUUCCUACAGCCCUGAUCUUCAGCAUCAGCCUGAGCUCCAUGGAGAGCUGUGGGAACCAGCUGCAGGUCAGUACUGCUUACAGUACCAGCUCCUACAAAAACAUGUCCCUGGUCCAGCUGGGCAAGGUGUCGGGUUUCAUCGACACCCCAGACCCUUCUGACAUCAUCAGUUACCAGCCCAGUUUGUUGUUCCAGUUCAGCUGCAGUUACCCGCUCCAGUACCUGGUUAACAGCUCUCAGCUGGCGUCCUCGUCAGCUGCAGUUUAUGUCAAAGACAGUAACGGAACCUUUGUGAGCACGCUCAGUCUGGUCCUGUACAACGACUCCUGGUUCUACCAGCCUCUCUCUGCCCCCCCCUCCGGUCUCCCUCUGAAGACUAGGGUCUUUGCUGCUGUCAAAGCCACAAACUUAGACAAAAGGUGGAGCAUCCUGAUGGAGUACUGUUACACCACACCCUCAGGGAAUCCUAACGACAAACUCCGCUACGACCUGUUCCUGGGUUGCCACAAAGACCCUCAAACCACAGUCCUGGAGAACGGGAAGAGUCAGAUGGGGCGUUUCUCCUUCGAGGUUUUCAGAUUCGUCAAACACAGGCACCAGAAAAUGUCCACGGUGUUUUUACACUGUGUCACAAAACUGUGCCGCGCCGACGACUGCAGCCUGCUGAUGCCCAUUUGUGGGGGGAGGCGAAGGCGCAACAGAAAUCAGAGUCAGGAAUCGUCCUCAGCACCUGGAUCUGGGAACGCUGUCAUCACUGCUGGACCAAUCAACACCAGGAAUGAUGAAUCCCCUGUUAACAACUCUAAGAUAGUGCCCUUUGGCUCGGCCUUCACUCUGAACCCUGUGACCUGCGCUCUGACCUCAGCUGUGGUGAUUCUGGGUGGAGCCAGCAUGGCCUUCUGUCUGCUGUCGCUCCACCUCCUUCAACAUCCUCGCCUCCCAGCGUCCUCGGAUGUUUGGAACGUCUUUAAGUGAAUGUCUGUCCACCUGCAGACGCCAAGUCAAUGACAAACAGUUACUGCAGUGAACUAGAGCCAUGUUAGUGUCACAGGUUCAUGAAAACAUGAAAAUGAAAGGUGACCUGACCUUUGGUUUAGAUCAUGUUAGAACAGGACCAUGGACUCUGAUGUCCAGAAGUUUUAGGCAGGUGUCUACAUUCACACUCUCUUCUUUUUCAUCCUUUUUAAAAAAGUAUUCAAAGCUAAUGUGGGAAACCAGGAUGUCAUUCUCACCAACAUUUAAAAACAUUAGGGUUGUGGACCGUAUCCUGUUGUGAUGGAGGAUGAGAAUCUUCUGGUCCUCUGCAUCAGUACAGUAAAUGUACACACCUACCUACUACUAUUCCACUGUAUUACCAUCACAAUUAAAUAUCUAAAUGACUAUUGGCUCCCAUGUUGUAAGAGCCUCAUCUCUUAUUGGUCUCAUUAAAUCAAACCAAUAAUAAUUGGUUUUUAAUUAUAAGUUGGUUGUUAUCUUCUUCAGCAUCAGUGAGUCCGAUUUUCUCUCUACUCCGUUCAGACUGAUGAGGAUGAUGGGUAGGAAUAAAU